This is a messenger RNA of Triplophysa dalaica, 3406 nucleotides long. RefSeq names its product janus kinase and microtubule interacting protein 1 (gene jakmip1). The record is from RefSeq and is a predicted model, not a curated record. The transcript has 20 exons. NCBI's taxonomy places the organism in Eukaryota, Metazoa, Chordata, Actinopteri, Cypriniformes, Nemacheilidae. The coding region runs from base 324 to 2849 and encodes 841 amino acids. Gene Ontology annotation, molecular function: GABA receptor binding; kinase binding; microtubule binding.
UUUCUGUCGCGUGUAUAGUGGAGACGUAAACCAUGUAAUGCCAUCCGGUAAUAGUAUCACAUCACCACAUCUGUUGGUACAGCAUCACAAACACCAACAUCAUCCCUACACUUCCGCAUCUACUGUCAGAUGUUGUGAAUCGGUCUGUUUCUCUGCAUGCAACGGAACAAUAAGACACAUUUUCGGCCUGCGUGAACUGCGGACACCUGAGACGCGAACGCCAAAGAAGAGGAAGAUGAAGUUGAUGGUGUGGUUAAUUUCCAGUGUUAUAGAAAUUUUGGAGUGAGAUUGGACUGCAGAAGUGUGGAUUUGACUGGGAAAUUAUGGCUGCAACCACACCCACAGCAGCCCCACCUCCCAAAAAGAGCAGAGGGAAACAGGAGAUAGAGACAGCCAACGAAGAGCUGAAGAGCCGCCUGAGCGAUGUUCAGAAUGAACUGCAACAGGAAAGAGGAAAGGUGGGCAAAUUACGAGAGCGACUUCAAGAACUACGGGGGCAGCGUGAGACAGAGCAGCACAAGCACUCAGUGGCUCUCACUGAACUUCGCGUCAAACUCCACGAGGAGAAGCAGCGGGAGGUGGCGUCCGCACGAGAGACCCUAUCCCGGCAACAUGAUGCAGAGAUGGCGCGGGCGGCCCGCCUUCGAGAGACCGAGCUGUCCCGUUUGCAAGCGCUGGUGUGUGUUUUACGGGAUGGAGCCAGCAGCGAACUACGGAACGCCCUCAAGGAGGAGGCCAGAGAGGAGGCCCGCAAGAGCUACGAGGCGGAGAAACUACGGCUUACGCAGGAGCUGCAGGAGGCAAAGACGUCACGGCGACAGGCGGAGGAGGCCCUGGCCAAUGCCGUGCAGGCAGACAGGGCCAAAGCAGCGGAUCUCAGAGUGGCCCAUCAGGCUCAUCAGGAGGAGAUACAGAGAAUCAAACGAGAAAGCGAAAGGGAAAUCCGGAGACUGAUGGAGGAGUUGAGGAGCAGAGAUCGUGUGGUGCAGUCACUGGAGAGAGAGCUUGGUGUGCAGGCGGGUCAGACUAAGCGUCUCCUGCUACAGAGAGAGGAAUCAGAACGGCAUCAUGGGAGUCCAAAGAGAGAGAUGGCACCUGCCCUUGGGGAGAACACAGACUCCCCUGUUAACCAGGAAGUGGAUGAGAGGGACGUUCGUAGGUUUCAGCUGAAGAUCGCAGAGCUGCAGGCUGUUAUCAGGAAACUAGAGGACAGAAACACAUUGCUAUCAGAUGAAAGGAAUGAAUUGCUGAAACGGGUGCGCGAGACGGAUGGAGAAAUAAAGCCGCUCAUGGAAAAAUAUAAACGGUUGCAUAAAAAGAAUGAAGAGCUCCAGCAGACACUACAACGCAUGGAGGACAAGCUAAAGACGCUCAGCAGGGAGAACGCAGAACUGAAGGAGAAUUCACAGCAGAACUCACAGAAGAGCCCCCAGCCAGGCUUGUUGAAGAGACACACCUCUCUGACAGACCUCAGUCAUGCUCAUGAACAACAGGAAGUUGAGUAUCUCCACAUGCAAAUCAACGAGCAGCGUGGUGUUAUUGAGGAGCUAACGCAGGAGCGAGACAGACUGGUGAUUAGCAAAAAGAACAGAAGAAGAAACAUGAAAUUGCCCAAGAGGCAUGUUGUGGAGACAUAUUUUGGAUUUGAUGAGGAAUCGGUCGAUUCUGAAACAUCGUCUCUGACAUCAUAUAACACUGACCGCACAGAUCACACCCCCGUCACCCCAGAAGAGGAACUUGAGGAUGGCUUUUCCCGGGAGGAGGCCGAGAUGCGUUUUCGUCAGCUCACACGAGAGUACCAGGCACUGCAGCGAGCAUAUGCCCUUCUGCAGGAAACCACGGGGCCCCUGGACCCCGAGAGACACUCCAGGACGCGGGAGCAGCUGCAGACGGAGCUGAUUGGGUGCCAGGCACGGAUUGCUGACCUGGAACGGAGCUUGGCAGAGAAGGGGCAGGACUCCAAAUGGGUGGAGGAAAAACAAAAUCUCAUCAGGGUUAACCAGGAGCUCAGAGAAAAGAUAGCGUCGCUGGAGCAGUGUGAAAUGAGAUUACGCUCGGAGGUUCGAGAUUCCCUGGAUCAAAAUGAACUACUUGAAUUCCGCAUUCUUGAACUGGAAGAGAGAGAACGUCGAUCUCCUGCCUUUAACCUGCAAAUCUCUGCCUCUGAAAACAACAGUAGCCUACAGCUUCACUGCCAACAGGAGGGUGUCAAGGACGUCAUCAUUCCUGACCUUAUGAAAAAGCUUGACAUUCUUGGUGAUAAUGGGAACUUGCGUAAUGAGGAACAGGUCACAGUAAUUCAAGCAGGCACUGUGCUGUCUUUAUGUGAAAAGUGGUUGAAGCAAAUUGACAACACUGAAGCUGCUCUAACACAGAAAAUGAUUGACCUGGAAAAUGAGAAGGAGCUGUUCAGUAAACAGAAGGGUUUUUUGGAGGAGGAACUCGACUAUAGGAAACAAGCUCUCGAUCAUGCCCAACUGAGGGUGCAGGAGUUAGAGGCUACAUUAUAUGUUGCUCUACAGCAGGAACCAGACAGUUGUCUGGGAGAGAGUUUGAGUGACAGACAGCGAGAAAAGCUUGCGGAGUCAAUGGAAGCUGUGCGGAGACAGAUCCUAAGACAGAGUCGCCAUGCUGACACUCUUGUCUUACAACAGCGGAUGGAGCUUCUUCAAUCUGCAAAACAGAGAAUCAGAGAGCUUGAGGACAAGAUUGACAUGCAAAGACAACAUAUCAAAGAGAUUGAAGAAAAGGUGUGUAUGUAUGUUUAUGAAAGCAGUAGAUUGUAUUCUGGAAAAAAAUGGCCAUUAAAUGUUCUGAGUUGUGGAAUACAGUUGGGUUCGUGUUUAUGAAUUCUGAAUGUGUACUUGUAAAUUGGUCUCUGAGACUGACUCUUCCUCUCCUUUCCUCUCUCUUGUUUGACAUUUGUUUUUAUUAUAAUUUAUAGUUUUUGUUCCUUUUUUUGUUUUUCUCCUUAGCUUUUAUUCUCUGGCCUUAACCCCCCCCCAAACAUUCACACCAAACACACACUACACUUGUCUCUCUGUUUCUGUCUGUCUCACUCUCUCACACAAACGCGUACACACACACACACACACACAGGUGCAGUAUCGAACGAAUGAUACACACUCAACUUCUCAAUAGAAUCUUUGGUCAGGCAAACAUUCCUCAGUUUGUUAUAUAUAUAAUGUUUUUUCAGAUUUUAUGAUGCGUUUCCAAAGAGAAACAUUUGUAUCCCAAGAGGCCCAGUUGAAGCUGCUUAAUUUUAUGUUGUCCAACUGAAAAUUGUGUGAUCUAAUACAAAAUAUGUAUAAUGUACCCUAAAUAUUUGUUACAAUGAGUAUUUAAGAACACCUCAACACUUGUCAAACUGCUUUUAGUUUCAAUAAAUAAAGUUGUAUUUUUUUCA